GGCGGGGGUGGAAUUGGCCUCCGCACCACGAAAGAUCCAUCCCGGAAGUAGUUAUUGGUCGUCUCCAUGCGCCGGUUCCUGGGCGCCGUAGAGUGAAGGCGCGAGGCUCGGACGGGGAGGUAGAGCUGGAAGGGACGCUAAGCGCCCUCCGCUCUGCACGCGAGCCGCUGCGCCCGCGGGGCUGGCCCCGGCGCCACCAUGCUGCUCCUGCCGAGCGCUGCGGACGGCCAGGGCACCGCCAUCAGCCACGCUCUGACCUCUGCCUCAAAACUCUGUCAAGUUGAACCUGUGGGAAGAUGGUUUGAAGCUUUUGUUAAGAGGAGAAACAGAAAUGCUUCCUCCUCUUUUCAGGAACUGGAGGAUAAGAAAGAAUUAUCAGAGGAAUCAGAAGAUGAAGAAUUGCAGCUAGAAGAGUUUCCCAUGCUGAAAACACUUGAUCCCAAAGACUGGAAGAACCAAGAUCAUUAUGCAGUACUUGGACUUGGCCAUGUAAGAUACAAAGCUACACAGAGACAAAUCAAAGCAGCUCAUAAAGCAAUGGUUUUAAAACAUCACCCGGACAAACGGAAAGCAGCUGGUGAACCAAUAAAAGAAGGAGAUAAUGACUACUUCACAUGCAUAACUAAAGCUUAUGAAAUGCUAUCUGAUCCAGUGAAAAGACGAGCAUUUAACAGUGUAGAUCCUACUUUCGAUAAUUCGGUUCCUUCUAAAAGUGAAGCAAAGGACAAUUUCUUCGAAGUGUUUUCCCCAGUGUUUGAAAGGAACUCCAGAUGGUCAAAUAAAAAAAAUGUCCCUAAACUUGGUUGUAUGAAUUCAUCAUUUGAAGAUGUAGAUGCUUUUUAUUCUUUCUGGUAUAAUUUUGAUUCAUGGAGAGAAUUUUCUUAUUUAGAUGAAGAAGAAAAAGAAAAAGCAGAAUGUCGUGAUGAGAGGAAAUGGAUUGAGAAGCAGAACAGAGCAACAAGGGCACAACGGAAAAAAGAAGAAAUGAACAGAAUAAGAACAUUAGUUGACAAUGCAUAUAGCUGUGAUCCAAGGAUAAAAAAAUUUAAAGAAGAAGAAAAGGCCAAGAAAGAAGCAGAAAAGAAAGCAAAAGUGGAAGCAAAACGGAAGGAACAAGAGGCAAAGGAAAAACAAAGACAAGCUGAAUUAGAAGCGGCUCGGUUAGUUAAAGAGAAAGAAGAAGAGGAAGUUAGACAACAAGCAUUACUGGCAAAGAAGGAAAAAGAUAUCCAGAAAAAAGCCAUUAAAAAGGAAAGGCAAAAACUUCGAAACUCAUGCAAGAGCUGGAAUCACUUUUCUGACAAUGAGGCAGAACGGGUUAAAAUGAUGGAAGAAGUGGAAAAACUUUGUGAUCGGCUUGAACUAGCAAGCUUACAGUGCUUGAAUGAAACACUCACAUCAUCUACAAAAGAAGUAGGAAAGGCUGCUCUGGAAAAACAGAUAGAAGAAAUAAAUGAGCAGAUGAGAAAGGAGAAAGAGGAAGCCGAGGCUCGUACACGACAAGCAUCUAAGAAUGCAGAGAAGUCAAGUGGCGGAGGUGGAAAUGACAGUAAAAAUUGGUCAGAAGAUGAUCUGCAAUUACUGAUUAAAGCUGUGAACCUCUUCCCUGCUGGAACAAAUUCAAGAUGGGAAGUUAUUGCUAAUUACAUGAACAUACAUUCUUCUUCUGGAGUCAAGAGAACUGCCAAAGAUGUCAUUGGCAAAGCAAAGAGUCUUCAAAAACUUGACCCUCAUCAAAAAGAUGACAUCAACAAGAAGGCAUUUGAUAAAUUUAAGAAAGAACAUGGAGUGGUGCGUCAAGCAGACAAUGCGCCGCCUUCAGAACGGUUUGAAGGUCCAUGCACAGAUUUCACCCCUUGGACAACAGAAGAACAGAAGCUUUUGGAACAAGCUUUGAAAACAUACCCAGUAAACACACCUGAAAGAUGGGAAAAGAUAGCAGAAGCAGUGCCUGGCAGGACAAAGAAGAACUGCAUGAAACGAUACAAGGAACUUGUUGAGAUGGUUAAAGCAAAGAAAGCUGCUCAAGAGCAAGUGCUGAAUGCAAGUAGAGCCAAGAAAUGAUUUAUGACAAUCUUUGUUGUGUGUGCAUUUUUAUAAUAAAACUGAAAAUACUGUACAAAUUUUCAUUCUUAAAAUUAUAACCUAUGAUGAUAUUUCAGAGUGUGUGCUGUUUCAACAUAAUUUCUCAGCACAAAGAUCUACCUGUUCACUGUGGUCUUAUCCUUUGAAAGUCUGAUGCAGAAUUUCAUUUAGUUUCCAAGUAUAUAUGUUCAUUUUUAUUUUUCCCCUUAGGGAUUGACAGCAUAAAACUUGCAGAUCUCUGUUUUAUAAAAUAUGUAUAUUCAAAAUAUUUUGAUGAGCAUUUUAAUCACGAAGCCAGCACAUACUACUGCGAAUCUGGUUAAAAUCUGGUAGUCGCUCGAUGGGACCUAAUGAUUAAAAGAAAAGAUGGUUAAAACUGAGAGACAAGCAAGCACAUAUGCAACUUUCUGCAUAGGAGAAAAGGAGCCAGGCUUACCAACAGCAGCAAUGGCUGGACUCUUAUCAUAAAUAUAUUUGGUACACACUUCUUGAAUUGUGUUAGCAUUUACAGCCUGAAAUAGAGAUGAUACUAACAGUCAGAGCUUUUUGUAGUAAAGACAGAUUCUAUAUCUAUACCUGGAUCUUUUUGGAGCUAAAGCAAGAUUUAUGGUACAUAUUUUCAGCUUUUGUAACAAGGAUCUUUUUAUACAUGACCAACAGUAACUAAGGAUUACUUACAUCAAUUCUUGCUUCAAGCUCAGGGAUGGGAAUUCUUCUGUUAUAGCAUAACAUUUGCCUACCAAUAUCUUCACAAAUUGGAGUGGAACCUGUUUAAAGGGAAAGAAAAUCUAAGUAUUGUAAUAUAGAUACAUGAAAAUAGAACUUAAGUCUUCGUUCCUACCAUCAAGUUGCAACAACAUGUUUGUUUUCAGAAGAUUUCUGGCUCGUGCGACUUCACUUUCAGUGACACUUGUACAAAGUCGCAUCCUAAAAGAGGUUUGGAAAAAUAAAAAUGUCAAGUAGUUUGAAAAUGUAAUGUGUUUUAUGAGGUAAUGAAGUAAAGAAAGAUGCUGUAUUCUACAUACUACACCACAGUGUACAAAUGAUUUAUGAUUUCAACUUAGUAAAAGGCUGAAAUUACUAAUGAUCCAAUAGCUAAGCAAAAGCUAAAAUAUUACUGAUUCCUCAUUUUCCUGGUUUUAAUUUAUCAAAAACUAUUAUGAUUAGAAGACAAGGGUUCAGUACAAUAUAAAAAUAGGCUGGCUGCAUUUUUUAAAAUGCUAUGAUCAUUUUGACACUUCACGAAUCCCCAUGUUAGGAUCUUACAUUCUAGGGUACAAAUCAGUGGGUCAUUGUUUUCUCAAGGAUCUCAACUUAAGCUGUCGUCACACCCCAGUCAACUAGAUUUAGAAAGCUGUAAGCCAUUUAAGAAUGGCAGAAGAAAGAAACUGGAGUUAAAUAAAAACUUUUCCAAGAA
Messenger RNA from Manis pentadactyla (Chinese pangolin), 3502 nucleotides. It is a transcript of the gene DNAJC2, whose product is annotated as DnaJ heat shock protein family (Hsp40) member C2. The transcript has 17 exons. Lineage: Eukaryota; Metazoa; Chordata; Mammalia; Pholidota; Manidae. Gene Ontology annotation, cellular component: cytosol. Gene Ontology annotation, biological process: regulation of translational fidelity; 'de novo' cotranslational protein folding. The record is from RefSeq and is a predicted model, not a curated record. Bases 199 to 2064 code for a protein of 621 amino acids. Gene Ontology annotation, molecular function: Hsp70 protein binding; ribosome binding.